AUGGAUUCCAUUAUUUCAGCAGAGAUACCGGACAAAGUAGUGGACAAGGAUUACUACAAUGUUGUUGAAGAAUUUAUGAUACACGGUCCUUGUGGACCAGCGAGAACAAAAUCGCCUUGCAUGGUGAACGGAAGAUGUUCAAAACACUUCCCGAAAAGAUUUGUUGAGCUCUCCAAUUGGGAUGAAGACGGCUACCCAAUCUACAUGCGCCGGGACGAUGGUAGAACUAUCUUAAAAAAUGGAGUGGAAUUAGAUAAUAGAUAUGUUGUACCACAUAACAGAUAUCUGCUUCUCAAGUAUAGGGCACACAUAAACGUGGAAUGGUGUAAUCAAUCGAGGUCUAUCAAAUACCUGUUCAAAUAUGUCAACAAGGGAAAUGACAGGGUCACAGCUGAAUUCUACAAGAGUACAACUGAUGAACAUUCAAAUGAAGUGGUAGAUGAGAUAAGCAUUCAGUUGUUCGAGGAUGACGAUCGAAUAGACAACGUCUUGAAUCGUCCUACUGUGGGUCAAAGUAUGUUCACUGGCUGGUUCGAUGCAAAUAAGAGAUUUGAUGUUGCAAAGGGAUUGACAUAUAUUGACAUGCCAACCAAAUUUGUCUGGAAGAAAGAUAUUAGAGAAUGGCAUCCAAGGAAACGGGGUUUUUCAAUUGGUCGCAUUUUUUAUGUACCCCCAGGUAGCGGUGAAAUAUAUUACUUGCGAUGUCUCUUGAAUGUAGUUCGGGGUCCUACCAAUUUUGAAGAUAUCAUGACUUUUGAGGGAGUAAAGUAUCCAAGUUUUAGAGAUGCAUGUUAUGCACGGGGGCUACUUGACGAUGACAAAGAAUAUAUUGAUGCAAUAAAUGAGGCAAGUCAUUGGUCAACUGCACAAGCCAUGAGGAAAUUGUUUGUCAUACUCUUGACAUCGAACUUGGUUAUUAGGCCGGAAAAUGUUUGGAAUGCCGUGUGGCAACAUCUGUCAGAGGAUGCACAGUUUAAUAGACGAAGAGUCUUACAGAAAGAAGACUUGAUAUUAUCAGAUGACGAUAAGAAGAAUUUAUGUUUGAUUGAAUUGGAGAAAUUGCUACAGUUGUACAACAAGUCUUUGAAAGACUACCCUCAAAUGCCAUUACCAAACUUCGAUGAUGCAUGGUUGGUGUUGAUAAUAGAUUGUUGUUUGAGGAACUGGCUUAUGAUCGUGAAGCUUUACAUGAAGAGAGUCAAAUGA
Molecule: messenger RNA, 1206 nt
Organism: Ipomoea nil (Japanese morning glory)
Lineage: Eukaryota; Viridiplantae; Streptophyta; Magnoliopsida; Solanales; Convolvulaceae
Exons: 3
Coding region: 1-1206 (401 amino acids)
Source: RefSeq, a predicted model, not a curated record